Messenger RNA from Adineta steineri, 372 nucleotides. Lineage: Eukaryota; Metazoa; Rotifera; Eurotatoria; Adinetida; Adinetidae. The record is from the annotation of a GenBank genome assembly.
AUGGCUAGCGAUAGAAAUUAUAAUCGUAAAGUAUACGCUUGUGCUGUUCAAAAUGAUUCGGAUGGUGAUAUAAAAGUCAAUUUCACGUAUGUUGGAGUUCCAACCAGACAAGGAGAUAUCAAACAAACGCAUGCUGAACUCGAUGUUGAAAAAGGCAAACGAAAAUAUGUUCUUCAAAAGAUUCAAACACGACCAACACACAACAUUAUUGAGGUUAUCGAACAAGUCGAGGUUGUACGAGCAAAUGGAUCGAAAAUGGAAAUCAAAGCACCUUUUGAAGGUGUAAAAACUCCUGUCAACGAUUGGCUUUUCACUGUUACCAACACAGAAAUCAAGUCGGUUGGUGUUUGGAGUGAAGAGAAAAAAAAAUAG